ACAUGAUUUUUUUUCUUCUUUUAAAACAUUUUUGCAAUUUGAAGUAUAGGUCUACGAUCAGCGGCUGUGGAAAUAAAGGCAGGGUACGGGCUUUUGUGGACACAGUGUAUGUAGAACAACUAAAUAUGGAAAAGAAAAAGGCUAUAAAAGUUGCAGUGGUCGGAGGAGGAGUCUGUGGAAUAUGUUGUAUAAAGUGUCUGAAGGAAGAAGGUAUAGAAGGCGUAUGUUUUGAAAAGACUCAAUUUAGUGGAGGCACUUGGAGAUACCAUGAAGAUGAUGUUGAAGGUCUGGCGUCCGUGACAUCCUGCACAGUGGCUAACAACAGCAAGGAAAUGUCAGCCCUGAGUGAUUAUCCUCCGCCUACAGAUAACCCAAACUAUCUAACUCAUAAGAGAAUCUAUAAAUUGAUUCAAGACUAUGCAAACCAUUUUGACGUCCUCCGACACAUGAAAUUUAAUCACGAAGUUAUUAGUGUUCGGCAGGCGGAAGAUUAUGAUGUAACUGGCAAAUGGAUCGUUAAAGUAAAAGAUUUGGUGGCAAAUAAAGUUUCCACGGAUACUUAUGAUGCGGUGAUGAUUUGUUCUGGACAGUUUGGAUAUCCCAAAAUGCCCCACUUUCCUGAUCAAGAAAAGUUCAAAGGUCGUAUCUUGCAUACUAAACAACUGAAGACAUAUGAAUCGUUCAAAAAUGAAAGAGUUGUUGUUGUUGGCUUAGGAUGUUCUGGAGUAGAUGCUGCGACAGAGGCAUGCACGUUUGCCGAACAGGUUUAUCUCAGCUCUGGCAGCGGCGGAUGGAUUCUUCCAAGAUUAGGUCCCUAUGGCCUUCCUUUUGACAUGUGUUACCUCAGACGUUGGUCAGAUUUUAUUAUGAGACUCAUACCUAUUUCUUGGACUAGUUGGUAUUUUGAGGGUAUAUUACAGAGAUUGAAAUUCAACCAUUCCCUAUACGGUCUUCGACCUCCGCAUUCUAUAUUCGCUCAAGAUCCUGUCUUGAGUGAUGCUUUGCCCACUAAAAUCAUAUCUGGCCAUGUUAUCGUUAAGAAUAAUAUUAAAACUUUCACUGAGAAUGGUGUAAUUUUUGAAGGUGAAACGAAGGUCACGGAAGCAGACACUGUUAUAAUGGCAACAGGCUAUGAAUGGAAAUUCCCUGUCCUCCAAGAAGGAAUAAUCACAAAAGAUGGAGACUGUCUUAAUCUGUACAAAUGCAUGUUCCCAGUACAAUUACCUCAUCCAACAUUAGCAAUUAUCGGAUUUAUAUUGCCUUUAGGUCCUGGAUAUCCUUUAGGUGAAGCACAAUGUAGAUGGGCAUCCCUUUUAAUCAGUGGAAAAGUAAAACUUCCCAGCCCAAAGGAAAUGAUGGCUGAUGUAAGAAAUACUUAUGAAAUGAAUCGCAAAAGAUAUAAAAUAUCCGACAGAUUAACAACCAGGGUUGAUUAUAUAGAAUAUUUGGAUGACUUAACAUCUAAGUUUGGAGCAAAGCCAAAUUUACUAAAAAUAUUUUUCACAGAUCAAGAACUAUUUUGGGCGUUAUGGCUAGGGCCCUCAUUGCCCUACCAGUAUAGAUUACAAGGUCCACAUAAGUGGCCUGGAGCUCGGAAAGCUAUACUUACCUAUAAAGAACGAAUACAAGCUCCUCUUAGAAAAGAAGGAUACAAUAAGACUAAGCGAAAAUUUCAGGGUUUCCCUAUCAAACUUGCAUUAGCUUUCAUUGUCUUCUGGUUCUGGAUAACUACACUAGCAGAAAUUAGUUACGCUUAAUCUAAGCCCAAAAUAAUGAAAGAUUUUUUUUAUUUGUUUAAUGGUUUUAAAAAAGAAAUUUUUUGCUAAUAUUGUAAAGGAAAUCAUAAAUUAAAUUUAUAUAAAAAUCAGUUAAAAACAUCUGUACGUAGUUUCUGAUCAUAAACACUUUUUUUUUUUUUUUUUUAAAUUUUAACGUGCAGAACUGUGGUGCACUGGCUGCUGGUGUACAUGUGUUUUAUGCGUACAUUACGGGGGUUAAGCCAGCCCUGAAUUUAGGGGUUCCCAUUUGUUGAAAUGAAAUUUCUCCAAAACAGGACAAUUUUUUUACGUAAUAAAAUACCUGAUUUAAAUUCAAACCUUCGUUAAAAAAUCAAAAUUUCUAUUUAAAUUUUAAAUCAUAGUUAAUUGACUAAAUUUAGUUUAAUUAAUAGGAAUUUUUUAAAUUUUAUAUUUUAAUGCAUUGCCAUAUACAGAGUUAAUCUCUCUUUAAAUGAGUGUUUCCGUUACUACAUCAUUUGAACUAAUACCCUGAUGUUCCCAUUCUGAAGGUUUAGAAACUAUCCUGCGAAGGCAACCCUUCCCUUAGGCAGAUAACUCUCAAGGUUUUGCUGUAACCACACAAACCAAAACCAAACCUAUUCUGAAGAAAGGUUAUAAGCAUUAACACAUUUUACGAUUUUACCACCGUAUAAUUUUUAUUUGCAAUAAUAUUUUAAGAAUAUUCACAUUUUAAACAUUUUAUUAAAAAUAUUGAAGGAAAUUUCGAGUAAAUUGGGAAAGCUAUAAUUUUCCGAAACUUUAAACUUAUUAUUUUAACUUACAACCUAUUAUUAAUUUCUUAUACAGAAAUAAAGGAAUGAUGAAUAAAAAUUGUACUAUUAAUUACGUAUUACUUUUAUUUUAUUGUUUCAUACAAUUAAUGAGAUCAAACUCCUUGUUCAAAAAGUACAAAAGGUAUUAAUAUAAAUAAUUUCAUAUGAAAGUAUAUACCUAUAUGAGUUAAAAUAAACAAACAAAAUCAAUGAUAGUCUCUUUUCCUUUAAGCUGCUUUUUUUUAAAGAUUCUCAGAAUUUAAGGUAAAAUUAUUACUGGCAAAAAUACUAUUUGGAUAAAGAGUUAGAAUGAUUUAUUUCAAAUAAAAAGAAUGUAUAAAAAGAAGUCUUUGGUUUGUGUAUCAUUAACGUCAGCUAGCAAAGCUCCACCAGAUCUAUCACUACCGAAUAACUUCAGAUUUAUUAAUUCAUAAGCGCUAUAUUAUUACUAACAGUCAGACAUUGUUUAACUCAGAAAACAAUAACAAUAUUUUUCUUAUCAUUUUCUUUUUGUUUUCGUAAAAAUUCCUACAUUGCUUUGUUGCCCUGUGAAAUAAACGAGUAAAAUAUAUUAUUUUCAAAAUUAUAAUAGUAAAGCUGACUUUCUGCAUUGAUGAAAACUCAAUCCUAAAAUGUUAAGUAAUUAUGACUAAACAAUUAACUGUACAGCGUUCAAGGAAGGAAGUAUGAGGUAAAAAAUGCAAAAAUUUUGUUUCCCUCGGAGAGAAGAGAAGUCGGAAUAAUUCAAUUAACCGAAGAGUUUUCUGAACUACAGCGACUGAUGACUGUAUUUCUUGGCUCCACGAGUGGCUGAGUGGUUAAGGCAACUGAAUAUUCGUAGUUCGACCUGGUUUGAACUGGCUGGCUGCAUGGUUGAUUUUCGUGGUUUUCCCCAUGUGUAACUUGAAUGCAAGCCUUUUUCAUUCAAAGCGUCUUCCAUAAAUACAUCCCUCUUCUUAGGCAGACAGCCCUUGCGGCGGCUUUGUUAUAUUCAAAUAAUCUAACCUAGUGUAACUAUAUCUCUAAUAAAUAAUAGCAGAGCGCUUUGAUUUACAUAUAACUUCAUGUGCAACCGUGCAUAUUUUUAAAACUAAGCAACAGAGCAACCAUACACACAUGUAUACAUUCUAUAUGAAGAAAAUUCUGGAAAACUCAUGCAGUCAAACCUUUCAGUCGACGAGAAUAGAAAUGGAGCCGAACUACCACAGUUUCACGGCUUUAGCCGUUGAACCAUUGAUCAGCUUAAAGAAGAGAGAUCCGAAUCCCAUCUGCAUCCAUCAUUUGUUCAAGAUUAAUGCUAAUCUGUGAUUGUAAAUUACUAACUUAAUGAAUGAAAUUUAGUAUGCAGUUCAAAAAAGAAAUUAUUGUAUGAUAACAAAAAGAAGAGAGACCGUUUUGUUGUCAUUCGUAUUCUUUCGAAAUGUGUACAAAAUUUCUUUAAAGUGAAUUCGACUCUUACAUAGAAAUUUGAAGAGUUUAAAGCUGAUGUGUUCACUGCAUUUGCUAUUUGCUAAUACAUUUUAAAAGUUACCCAUGACUUACGAAGGCCAGAACUGACAGAAUAUUACGUGUGAGAUAAUGUUACGGUGCCAAUAUUUAGUACAAAUUCCGACGCAAAUUAUACGCGAAAUGUUUUUUGAGAUUUUAGCAACUUUAAAAAAUUUCUUUCUUACACAGACGAAUGCGAGUGAUAUUUUAGCUAUACUUCGGAUUUUGAAGAUUUUAUUGGUUAAGCCUCAAAAAGGCAUUGAAUUGAAUAUUAUUACUUCAUAUUGUUAAAUUUAGUAAAAAAAAGUCUGUAACGUGAGAAUAGAUGCCUGAAUGAAUUUCAAGAAAUUACACUUAUUUAAUAUAUAUAUAUUAUAUAUAUAUCAGAUGAAAGUUAAGAAAAAGAUAAAUAUUUUAGAAAUUUGAUUACAAAAAAAUUUAGAAGGCUAAAAUAAAUGAAACUUGCAUUGUUUACUUAACCCUGCGUUAUGCGCGCUGCGUAGACACCUGCCACCCAUACGCUUAAUCUACAGUUAAUCGUAAAGUAACAAAAUUUUUGUACGUUUAUUAUGUUUAUUGAUAUAAUUGAUGGUUUAAUACAGCAAAAAGUAACUAGCCAAAUAUUAUGCUAUAAUAUGAUUCCCUUUUCACUUCUAAAGUAUUCUUUUAAUUGGUGAGUGAUCAAACUAAAUUUCCUAAUGCUUAAUUUUUAAGAUAACUACAGAAGAGCGAGAGGUUUGAGACCCCUAAGAAUUAUGAAAGCGAUUAUAUUUUCGCUGACCCUAAAGGUAGUGGACUAGAAAAAAAAGAUAUCUUUUCUUUUUUUCUCUAAAGAUCGGGAAUGAAACCCUUGCUAAUCAAUCGAACUCGUGCUAAAAUUAAAAUAAUUCUCUGAUUUACGCCAAACUUUAAAAACAGUUUCUGAUGAUAGAUAUGCAUAUGUACAUUAAUAAUUUUUAUGUAUUAGAAGCUUUUUAAAUUGUUAUAUUUUUGACAUAAUGCGAUGAUGAAGGAGUGCCCAGGACACACCCCUUCUAGCUACGCGUCUGCAUGAUAACACUUAUCAAACUCUGAAGUACAUUAAAUUUUUUAAAUGUAGGAAAGUUACGUUAAGUGAUAAUAUGGAAAAUGUUUUGUGUAAUUUUAUGUAUAGGAAAAUGUCGUUCUUUUAAACUGAGCAUGCUUUCAAAAUGUAUGUUGUUAGAAAUUGUUUGUAAUUUUUAAAAGUUCAAAGACCUCAGAAAGUACAAGUUUCUAGUUAUAUUUUAAGAAUAUACCUGGUACAUUUUGUGUGUGUGUGUGUUUUGUGUUUGUAUUCUGUUAUAAGUACUUUUUCCCUUUUUACGUAAAGGAUUUUUCUUUCUUCACAUUAAGUUUGUCAACUAUCAAGCACCUCUGCUUUUGUGCCAUAAUUAAAGGUUACGCUUGAUGAAAAUGCAUUUUCCGCAGUCGUGACUAAAAUAUGCUAAUUCAAUAUCAUAAUUAUUGUAAUUACUAUUUAUGUUAUUCUAUUCUUAGUUAAUCCGUUUAUGCUUUAUUAACAAAGAAAAAAUGUGAAACCUCAAUUCUUUUGACUGUGUUUUGCCAUACAUUAUUUUCAUAUGAAUGUUUAGAAAAAUUGUUUUGGAAUAAAAUUUGUUAUUUCAAUUGGUA
Messenger RNA from Stegodyphus dumicola, 5692 nucleotides. Its product is annotated as flavin-containing monooxygenase 5-like. The record is from RefSeq and is a predicted model, not a curated record. Gene Ontology annotation, molecular function: flavin adenine dinucleotide binding; NADP binding; N,N-dimethylaniline monooxygenase activity. NCBI's taxonomy places the organism in Eukaryota, Metazoa, Arthropoda, Arachnida, Araneae, Eresidae.